Molecule: messenger RNA, 4712 nt
Organism: Pimephales promelas (fathead minnow)
Lineage: Eukaryota; Metazoa; Chordata; Actinopteri; Cypriniformes; Leuciscidae
Gene: ago3a
Product: argonaute RISC catalytic component 3a
Biological process (GO): regulatory ncRNA-mediated gene silencing; regulation of stem cell proliferation
Molecular function (GO): protein binding; RNA binding
Source: RefSeq, a predicted model, not a curated record
AUCAGACGCUCCAUAUUUAGCCGUUGCGAGUCUCGCAGAGACUGUCAAGAGAAACCCUGAGAGAGAGUUCAACUCUCAACUUAUUUAAUGUCACCACUGGCGUAAAACGGAAGGAAUAUACUCUUUUGGAAGGCCGCUAGCUUCGAGCUUGGAAGCCAGUGAUGAUCGGGGACUUUAAGUUAAGAGAAGACGGCGUUUGACGUGAUUUUUUUCUCCUCUCAGAUGGGAAUGUAGCUUAGCUGGUUAGCCUGGCCACUAGCAGUAGCAGGCUAGCGCUGUCGAAGAGAGGAGGCGACAUAAGUGGACUUUUACUCGCUACAACGUCAUAACACCUCAACAAACCGCCUCAGUCUUUCCAAAGACGCGUUUCUGAAGGCGUCGCGGUUACAGAAACAGCGAUUCGGGACUGUAUUUGAGCAGGCUGAGGGGAACUUUUCGUUUUAGCUGUCUAGCUAGCUGGCCGUAACGUCAAUCUGUCAACCGAACCUGAAAUCCCGAACAGAUCUUUCGAGCCUUGUAACGUUACUGGGGCACCGUACCUCCCUCCUCUCUCUCGGCCUCCGUUGAUAUAACGUUAACGUACGGGCUUCUGGGGAAGCUGGAUUAGGAGCUCGAAACACGGGAGGAGACGCUCGCAUUGGGUUAACGGAACCGGUUCGGGGGGCCGUCGGGAUCCAAGAAGAGUUUCUGAAGUUCGUCUACUGCGAGCCGGGGACGGAACCGGACAGAGACCUCAUGAAUGGAAAUCGGAACUACAGGAGCCGUUGGGGCCCAGUCCCUGUUCUCCGUGCCACGGAGGCCCGGCUAUGGCACCAUGGGGAAACCCAUCAAGCUGCUGGCCAACUGCUUCCAGGUGGAGAUCCCCAAGAUGGACGUCUACCUGUAUGAGGUCGACAUCAAGCCUGAGAAGUGUCCACGCCGUGUGAACAGGGAGGUUGUGGACUCCAUGGUGCAGCACUUUAAAGUCACCAUCUUUGGGGAUCGAAGGCCCGUUUAUGAUGGGAAGAAAAGUCUCUACACCGCCAACCCACUCCCUGUGGCGCCAGCUGGGGUGGAUUUGGAUGUUACGCUGCCAGGGGAAGGAGGCAAAGACCGACCCUUUAAAGUCAGUAUUAAGUUUGUGUCCCUGGUGAGCUGGCACCUGUUGCAUGAGGUACUCACUGGUCGCAGUAUGUCAGAGCCCUUGGAGCUGGACAAGCCAAUCAGCACCAACCCAGUUCACGCUGUGGAUGUGGUUCUACGCCAUCUACCCUCCAUGAAGUACACACCCGUGGGCCGCUCAUUCUUUUCCGCUCCGGAGGGCUACGACCAUCCUCUGGGUGGAGGCAGGGAGGUGUGGUUCGGCUUCCACCAGUCUGUUCGGCCAGCCAUGUGGAAGAUGAUGCUCAACAUCGACGUGUCAGCCACGGCUUUCUACAAAGCACAGCCAGUUAUUCAGUUCAUGUGUGAGGUACUGGACAUCCACAACAUUGAUGAGCAGCCUCGCCCCCUCACAGACUCCCACAGAGUCAAAUUCACCAAAGAAAUCAAAGGUCUGAAAGUGGAGGUGACCCACUGUGGAACCAUGCGGAGGAAGUACCGGGUCUGCAAUGUGACCCGCCGCCCCGCCAGCCACCAAACGUUCCCUUUGCAGUUGGAGAAUGGCCAGACUGUAGAACGAACAGUAGCUCAGUAUUUCAGAGAAAAGUACAACCUGCAGCUGAAAUACCCGCACCUGCCCUGUCUACAGGUGGGCCAGGAGCAGAAACACACCUACCUGCCCCUGGAGGUGUGCAACAUUGUAGCAGGGCAGCGGUGCAUCAAGAAACUGACAGAUAAUCAAACCUCCACCAUGAUCAAAGCCACAGCGAGAUCAGCACCAGACCGACAGGAGGAGAUCAGCAGACUGGUGCGCAGCGCUAACUACGAAGCAGACCCUUUUGUUCAGGAGUUUCAGUUCAAGGUGCGAGACGAGAUGGCCCACGUGACGGGGCGCGUGUUGCCUGCGCCCAUGCUGCAGUACGGGGGCAGGGUGAGCACAGAGCACUUUAUGAAUCGCACUGUGGCCACACCCAGUCAUGGAGUUUGGGACAUGAGAGGGAAACAGUUUCAUACCGGGGUGGAGAUCAAGAUGUGGGCCAUCGCCUGCUUCGCCACGCAGAGACAGUGCAGAGAAGAGAUUCUCAAGGGUUUCACCGACCAGCUGCGUAAGAUCUCAAAGGAUGCUGGGAUGCCCAUCCAGGGUCAGCCGUGUUUCUGUAAGUACGCACAGGGAGCCGACAGCGUGGAGCCCAUGUUCAGGCACCUGAAGAACACCUACUCUGGACUGCAGCUCAUCAUCGUCAUCCUGCCGGGAAAAACACCCGUCUACGCGGAAGUGAAGCGUGUCGGAGACACUCUUCUAGGAAUGGCCACUCAGUGUGUGCAGGUGAAGAACGUGGUGAAAACCUCCCCUCAGACGCUCUCCAACCUCUGCCUCAAAAUCAACGUCAAACUCGGCGGCAUCAACAACAUCCUGGUCCCGCAUCAACGGCCUUCAGUGUUCCAGCAGCCAGUCAUCUUUCUCGGGGCGGAUGUCACACAUCCACCAGCAGGAGACGGGAAGAAACCAUCCAUUGCCGCAGUUGUGGGCAGUAUGGACGCUCAUCCCAGCAGGUAUUGUGCCACAGUGCGUGUCCAGAGACCCAGACAGGAGGUGAUUCAGGAUUUGGCCUCUAUGGUGCGAGAGCUACUUAUUCAGUUCUACAAGUCCACUCGCUACAAACCCACCAGAAUCAUCUUCUACAGGGACGGUGUGUCUGAGGGCCAGUUUAGACAGGUGUUGUACUACGAGCUGCUGGCCAUUCGAGAGGCCUGCAUCAGCCUGGAGAAGGAGUACCAGCCCGGCAUCACGUACAUAGUGGUGCAGAAGCGGCACCACACACGCCUCUUCUGUGCCGAUCGCAACGAGAGGGUGGGUCGCAGCGGAAACAUUCCUGCUGGUACGACAGUAGACACGGAUAUCACACACCCCUACGAGUUUGACUUUUACCUCUGCAGUCAUGCUGGAAUACAGGGCACAAGCCGACCCUCCCACUACCAUGUCCUGUGGGACGACAACUGCUUCACUGCGGAUGAGUUCCAGCUGCUCACUUACCAGUUGUGCCACACGUACGUGCGCUGUACCCGCUCCGUCUCCAUCCCCGCGCCAGCCUACUACGCCCACCUGGUGGCCUUCCGUGCCCGCUACCACUUGGUGGACAAAGAACACGACAGUGCCGAGGGCAGCCACGUCUCCGGGCAGAGCAACGGUCGGGAUCCCCAGGCGCUGGCCAAAGCUGUGCAGAUUCACCACGACACCCUGAGGACCAUGUACUUUGCCUAAGCCAGCUCACACCAAGCCCACGUUUGACUAGUCAUGCACACGAACCCGACAACCACACACACACUCUCUCAGUCACACCUCCCAAAAGCCUGUGCGUCCCGAAGGGUCGAUCUCUGUGGCGAUGGAAGCACGGCUCACCCCGACACUGUGCAGCAGGAUGAGGAAGGCCUGCUUUAAUUCCACACGCGGACCUCGGCACUAUUAUGCAAUAUUAAACCAGCCGACUGAGGCCGUUCUGUCAUAUCCCCUCCAAACCCUCGACGACAACCAAAAGGGAAGCCCGUUUAUAUCCCCGCUGUAGACGUAACGUUUAAUUACUUUUCCUGCCUUGUACCUCAACGUUUUCUAACAGCACUUUUGUCCUCCCCCUUCCCCCGAAAUGAGAUUAGAAAGAAAGCUUGAGUCGGGAAGAAAGAACGUUUUGGGGAUAGAGGCGUCACGCGCUCCUACUAGCAAUUUUCUCAAUGUACUUUUUCUCCCGCUCUCAAUUAUUUUUGUAGCCAAUGGUGACUUAACUACGUGUUAAAGUGUCAGUCGUGAAGAACCAAUUGUGCGUUAGCGUUUUAAAACAGAAAAAGAAGCUUUUAUUGCUAGAAAAGUGCCAUUGCCGAGCAACCGUUGAUUUUAAAGCAGAUGUUCCCGUUGGCCUGUGAGCUUUCAAUGUAAAGUGAUCAUGUUUUGAAAUGCUUUUACGUCUAAAUUCCCUCCAGUGUUUAUUGGUCUCGAUCGAUCGUUCUCUCGUUCGCUUCCCUUCUGCACUUUGUCUCAUUUUAAAGCGCAUAGUUAUGCGACAGAUCAUAGUUUAGUGCAAUAAUUCAUUGGCGGGAUGAGAAUACCUCCGUAGAGAGGAGAAAGACUGGGUUUUAAAGGUGGAGGUGUGCCACUUUUCUAAAAGUGGAGGCGACGAUUGACCGUAGCGUGUUAACAAGUGCCUGCUGUCGAACAGAAACGGAUAGAUGCGACCACGCUCGACUUGACAAAAUCUCUUAAAAUGCGAGCCGACUCACCGUUAACGUCUUGAUUUUCACUGCCCUGCCUGUUCAGAGGAUUUCGCUGCUAUUGUGGACCGGCGGGUUCAUGCUUCGGUUUCGCCUAAGCACGAGGGACUGAUUGGCAGCUCUGGGAGAAGGAGAAGCUCUCGCAGCACCUGAUGUGUGCUCGUUCACCGGACGGCCACUAGGGGUCAGUAUAGCGUUUUACUUGAAGAGUGCAUCAGUGAGCGUUGGGUGCCUUACCGUCUCUCCGUGCGCCAUCUGAAGCAUGUCCAGCUGUUUAAAGGUGAUAAUCUGCACUAAUCAAUGCGUAAUGCAUGGUGCUAUUAGGUGCGGCAUCGGAAAUUGGACUUGAUGGGAACAUGGGAUGCAUGAAU